Messenger RNA from Striga asiatica, 345 nucleotides. Lineage: Eukaryota; Viridiplantae; Streptophyta; Magnoliopsida; Lamiales; Orobanchaceae. The record is from the annotation of a GenBank genome assembly.
AUGGAUUUUCCUGAAAAGUUUCAUCCUCAGUUGGAUAUUAAAAUCGGAGGCGAUGUGGAUUCUAAUCUAGAGUGGGCUAUUGCUGAUUUUGGGUUUACUCGAUUACUUAAACCAAUUUUAGCAAGGCCAGAGAGUGAGUAUAUUGCUGAUGAUGAAGAAAAAGAUGAGUAUCUUUCAACUACUCCAACUUGUGCGGAAUCCAGAUUUGCAAGCAAAUUGCAGUGCCCGCCCGCUCCUAAAAAGCUAAAAUCGGCUCCCAAAGGAUACCAUAAUAAAGACAGAGGAGUUAGUAGGGAAUUUUUCCGUCCACCUGAUCAGCUUGAAGCUAUUUUCUUCCGCCGCUAA